GUGUGUACGUUUGGAUACCCAUAUAACACCCAUAGAAAAAGAGAGCCCACGGAAAAGAGAGGACCCGAAAGCUUUUCAGCCGGCGAAAAUCAUAUGUAACCCACUUUUCCACUCAGUUGCUAUUCUAUCGAUCUGGGGAUAACAUGCUAACGCUCCUGGUUCUCGUGCUCACCGCCGGACUUUUGCUAUAUGCCAAGCUCCGCUGGCAUUACAGCUACUGGAGCAGAAGGGGCGUGGCCGGAGAAAGGCCGGUGUAUUUCCGCGGCAAUAUGAGUGGACUGGGAAGGGACCUUCACUGGACGGAUAUCAACCUGCGGAUCUAUAGGAAAUUUCGGGGAGUGGAGCGCUACUGCGGCUACUUUACGUUCAUGACCAAGUCAUUGUUUAUUAUGGAUCUGGAACUGAUCCGCGAGAUAAUGAUCAGGGACUUUGCCAGCUUUGCCGAUCGAGGACUCUUCCAUAAUGUGCGGGACGAUCCGCUGACCGGGAACCUUCUCUUCCUGGACGGACCGGAGUGGCGCUGGUUGCGCCAGAAUUUGACGCAGGUGUUCACCUCGGGCAAGAUGAAAUUCAUGUUCCCCAACAUGGUGGAGGUGGGUGAGAAGCUGACGCAGGCGUGUCGCCUCCAGGUCGGCGAGAUCGAGGCCAAGGAUUUGUGUGCGAGGUUCACCACGGAUGUGAUCGGCAGCUGUGCUUUUGGCCUCGAGUGCAAUAGUCUUCAGGAUCCGGAGUCGCAGUUCCGGCGCAUGGGUCGAUCGGUGACCACGGAGCCCCUGCAUUCGGUGCUCGUCCAGGCCUUUAUGUUUGCUCAGCCGGAUUUGGCAAGGAAGCUGCGCUUCAGGCUCUUUCGUCCGGAGGUCAGUGAGUUCUUCCUGGACACUGUUCGCCAGACAUUGGACUAUAGGCGACGAGAGAAUAUACAGCGCAAUGACCUGAUCCAACUGCUAAUGGAACUGGGCGAGGAGGGAGUCAAGGAUGCCUUGUCCUUCGAGCAGAUUGCGGCCCAGGCACUAGUCUUCUUCCUGGCCGGGUUCGAUACCUCCUCCACCACCAUGUCCUUCUGUCUGUAUGAGCUGGCCCUCAAUCCCGAUGUCCAGGAAAGACUACGAGUUGAGGUACUCGACGUUUUGAACAGCAACAAUCAAAAGCUCACCUACGACUCCGUUCAGGAGAUGCCCUACCUGGACCAAGUGGUAGCCGAAACCCUUCGCAAGUAUCCCAUACUACCUCACUUGCUGAGGCGAUCCACCAAGGAAUACCAGGUACCGGGGAGCAACCUCAUCCUAGAACCGGGAACUAAGAUAAUAAUACCCGUGCAUAGUAUUCAUCACGAUCCAGAGCUUUAUCCCGAUCCAGAGAAGUUUGAUCCCAGUCGCUUUGAGGCAGAAAAGAUUAGGGCCCGACAUCCCUUCGCCUAUUUGCCAUUUGGCGAGGGUCCUCGCAACUGCAUAGGCGAGCGAUUUGGCAAGCUGCAAGUCAAGGUGGGUCUUGUGUACCUCCUAAGAGACUUUAAGUUUAGCAGGUCGCAGAAAACACAGAUCCCGCUGAAGUUUUCCAGCCGCAAUUUCCUUAUAUCCACUCAGGAGGGAGUUCAUUUGAGGAUGGACGCACUUGCCGCACAGUAGUAGUUGUCAUUUGAAAAUAUGUAUCAUACCGACAGCACGAAAUAUCUAUACAUAAGAAAGUUCUUAUCUACAAAA
Molecule: messenger RNA, 1700 nt
Organism: Drosophila yakuba
Lineage: Eukaryota; Metazoa; Arthropoda; Insecta; Diptera; Drosophilidae
Gene: Cyp6a13
Product: probable cytochrome P450 6a13
Exons: 1
Coding region: 144-1625 (493 amino acids)
Molecular function (GO): monooxygenase activity; oxidoreductase activity, acting on paired donors, with incorporation or reduction of molecular oxygen; heme binding
Source: RefSeq, a predicted model, not a curated record